This is a messenger RNA of Austrofundulus limnaeus, 2776 nucleotides long. It is a transcript of the gene thap12b, whose product is annotated as THAP domain containing 12b. The transcript is spliced from 5 exons. Bases 216 to 2459 code for a protein of 747 amino acids. Lineage: Eukaryota; Metazoa; Chordata; Actinopteri; Cyprinodontiformes; Rivulidae. The record is from RefSeq and is a predicted model, not a curated record.
GCGAUCCUAGCACAAAUCUAAAUGUAACUGUCCGUAUCGUGUGUCAAAUUGUCCCAAAGUUGGCGUAAACGUCUAUUUUACUCCAUCGUACGACAUGCAGGUGGAGCUUCGGUUUUGAUGAUCCCUAACGUCAACUUUCCCACCGACAGGAAGUCCCUCGAGUUAGCAGAUGAUAACAGAGUURAGUUAGCAAAGCUAACUGUUUAGCCUCAAUUAUGCCAAAUUUUUGCGCGGCUCCGAACUGCACGCGGAAAAGCACCCAGUCGGAUUUGGCCUUUUUUAGGUUUCCCCGGGAUCCAGAGAGAUGCAGGAUCUGGGUGGAGAAUUGCCGCAGGGCUGAUCUGGAGGCCAAAACAUCAGACCAGUUAAAUAAACAUUACAGAYUGUGUGCCAAACACUUUGACCCAGCCAUGGUUUGCAAGACGAGUCCCUACAGGACGGUACUGAAGGACACGGCCAUCCCGACCAUAUUUGAUCUGACGAGCCACUUGAAAAAUCCUCACACCAGACAUCGCAAGCAGAUUAAAGAACUUACUGAUGAGGAUAUACAGAGAAUGAGAGAAAGGAGAUUAGCUUCUCAGCAGGCUAUUAAAGCAGAUAAGGACAACACAAACGAAGCUGACAACGAACCCCAGCUGUCUACGGAGGAGAAAGAGUACCGGGACUACUUGAGGUCCUUGUUUGAGAUCCUGCUCAUGUUGGCAAAUCAGGGAAUCCCCUUAACGGCUGAAAGCGUCUCCGAAACCGAGCUCAAGUCCAACAAUUUCCAGGCCCUUCUUGAUUUCUGCAUGAACGCUGGUGAUAACGCUCUGAGGAAAAGGUUUGAGUCGACGGCCAUGAACUCGGAGUACCUCUCCGCGGCCCAGCAGAGCCAGCUCCUGGAUGUUUGCGAGAACACAGUGAGGGAGGAGAUGCUCAUGGAGGUGAGGGAGAGUCGCUUCUUCUCCCUGGUGACCGGGGACCUCGUGGAGUUCGCCGGCGAGAAACACUUGCCGCUGUUCUUGCGCUUUGUGAAUCAGCAGAAUGUCCUCCGGGAGGAGCUGCUGGACUUCUUACCGUUGGUGGAUGAAGACGAGUCGGUCGUCAUAGAGCGGAUCGAGGCCCAGCUGACUGACCGGUGGGGGCUCAGCAUGGAAGACUGUCGCGGUCAGGGCCACGAGGCCACCGGGACCUCCACCACCAAGAUGAAAGCCGUGGCCGUGCUGCUGAUGGAGAAGUAUCCGCUCGCGCUGCACAUGCCCUGCUCUCACAUGGCGCUGAACGUCCACCUGGCCAACAACCUCCCGUUUCCCAACGUCCAGAUUGUCAUGGAGACUCUGAGGAGGAUUCGGUCUUUCUUUAAAACCCCGUUAACUCAGGAGGAGCUUGAGAAAGCCAUUGUGACCCACUACCAGAAGAACGAGGAAAAGGGAGCUGCGCUGAAACAGAUGUGCGUCCCGGGAUGGUUGGAGCAGCAUAACGUCUUCGAUUUGCUGGUGGACGUUUUGCCCGCUCUGCUGCUGUGCAUGGACAGCGUUCGGGACAACCAGGACGGACAGUUUCCGAGCUGCGUCGCAGGAGACGCUUACUCGAUCGCGGAAAGUCUCGCCGACUUCGAGGUCAUCGUAACGAUCGUCGUCUUAAAGAACGUCCUCACGUUCACCAGAGCCUUUGGGAAGAACCUGCAGGGCGAAACCCUCGACGUAUUUUCCGCCGCCAACAGCCUGACGGCGGUCCUGCACUCGCUGAACGAGGUCAACGACAACAUCGAAGUCUACCACGAGUUCUGGUACGAGGAGGCCGUGAGCGUGGCCUCCUCCGUGGGGAUCCGGGUGUCCGUCCCGAGGCUGUUCCUGCGGAAGCAGCGCGCGGCCGACAUGGGCGAGAGCCAAGCGGAGCUGUACUUCAAGGAGUACGUGACCGUACCCGUCAUCCGCGGCGUCAUGCAGGAGGUGGAGGACAUGUUCUCCGACACCAACCUCAAAGCCCUGAAGUGCCUGACGCUGGUGCCGGCCGUCAUGGGCCAGAUGAAGUUCAACACCUCCGAGGAGAACUACGCCGAGGUCUACCGCACCGACCUCCCCAACCCCGACACGCUCCCCGCGGAGCUGCACUGCUGGAGGAUCAAAUGGAAGCACCGAGGCAAGGAGGUGCGCCUGCCCACCACCAUCCAGGAAACCYUGCAGCUGCCCGACGUCAAGUUCUUCCCCAACGUCAACGCCUUCCUGAAGGUGCUCUCCACUCUGCCCGUGCUCAAACUGGAAGACGUCAAAAACCCCACGGCGAGCCACCGCCUGCGGGCGUACCUGGAAAAUGUUCCUUCAAAGCGGCGAAACAAAAGCCUCGCCGUGCUGCACGUCAACGCUCACGUGAAGCCGGACCUGGACGUCAUGGUGGACCAGUACUGCAGGCUGUACCCCGAGGACGACGCCGAGGCCGAGGACGCCGCCGGGGAUGAAAUUGUGACAACAGUGGUGUGAGGUUACUGAUGGAACAAAAACAACAAAUGUUCUUCCUUUUAUGGAUCUGAACUGUGAGUUUGUUUAAAUAUGCAAAAAGUGAAGUGUUGGUUAUUUUAAUAAACAUCUAAAACGAGCCUUUAUAAUAAAAUUAUUGAGAUUUCUGUUAGGCUUUUGGUUUACAACACAACAAUCUGACCACUAAAAGACCCUAAAGAGGCUGAAGUCUGUAAAUAUUACAAGUUCCUUCCAGUUGUGUUAGGUUAUAGUUUUUUUUUUUUUUUUUUGUAAAAUUGCUGUGUUGUGUUGAUGCAAAAUAAAUGUGUUGGAUAUUUUAA